AUGGCAGACAGUAUUCGCACCGCAAAGAAGUCGAAAUUCUCGGGCGGCUUCGUCACUGUUGCGGCCGGGACUGGAGACGAACGACAAGAGUUCCACGUGCACGAGGAUGUCAUCAAGGAGCAGUCGCAAUACUUUCGCAAGGCGUUUGAUGCGAAGUGCCAGGAGGGCAAGACUCGUGUCAUCGAGUUGCCAGAGGAUGAGGCCGCCAUAGUUGCAUGCUACGUGGACUGGUUCUACAGCCACAGCAUCUCAAUCCCCUCCAUCAUAGACCUCCCCAUACUGUCCGACAAAAGCAUCAUCAUCAACCACCUCCUACGCCUCUACAUCUUCGGCGAGAAAAUCCAAGACGACGCUUUCUGCAACGAAGCCCUCUGCGCCUCCAUGCGCCUCUCCGACGAGAAAGACGAGGAAGGAGCCCGCUGGUUCCCCACCAAGGAGGACGUCGCCAUCAUCUACGACGGGACCCCCGAGGGGUCCCCGGCGAGGCAACUCAUGGUGUAUCUGCACGUGCGUUAUGGCAGUUCGAGUUGGAUUGCUAAGCAGUACGAGGAGAACCAUCCGCAGUUUCUUGUGGAUCUUUGUAAGGCGCUGUUGGGGAAGGUGCAGGAGUUGGAUCGGGAGGAUAGUUAUGUUGGGUCGCUGUAUGAUAUGCGGCAUACGUGGAUGAAGAGGUGUAAGAAGUGA
This is a messenger RNA of Fulvia fulva, 684 nucleotides long. RefSeq lists its product as uncharacterized. The transcript is spliced from 3 exons. Gene Ontology annotation, molecular function: protein binding. The record is from RefSeq and is a predicted model, not a curated record. The coding region runs from base 1 to 684 and encodes 227 amino acids. Lineage: Eukaryota; Fungi; Ascomycota; Dothideomycetes; Mycosphaerellales; Mycosphaerellaceae.